This is a messenger RNA of Megalopta genalis, 7127 nucleotides long. Its product is annotated as DNA-directed RNA polymerase II subunit RPB1. Gene Ontology annotation, cellular component: RNA polymerase II, core complex. Gene Ontology annotation, biological process: transcription by RNA polymerase II. Lineage: Eukaryota; Metazoa; Arthropoda; Insecta; Hymenoptera; Halictidae. The record is from RefSeq and is a predicted model, not a curated record. Gene Ontology annotation, molecular function: DNA binding.
UCACUUCAUCAGAGAGGGGGAUGCCUGCAACGGGAAAGAACGGUUAGUGCGAGUCGCGACUCGCGACGUAGAAGUUCGCGGGAGAAAUUGUGUAUACUGGUUGCAAAAUGGCCACGUCCGACUCCAAAGCGCCUUUACGAACUGUAAAAAGGGUCCAAUUUGGCAUUAUUUCUCCCGAUGAAAUACGUCGGAUGUCCGUCACAGAUGGCGGCAUUCGUUUUCCAGAAACUAUGGAAGGUGGUAGACCCAAGUUGGGUGGACUUAUGGACCCAAGGCAAGGUGUUAUUGAUAGAAACUCGCGGUGUCAGACAUGUGCUGGUAACAUGACAGAAUGUCCUGGGCAUUUUGGACACAUAGAUUUGGCCAAACCAGUCUUUCACGUUGGUUUUAUAACGAAAACAAUAAAAAUAUUGAGAUGCGUUUGUUUCUAUUGCUCCAAAUUACUUGUUAGUCCACACAAUCCAAAGAUCAAAGAAAUUGUUAUGAAAACUAAAGGUCAACCACGUAAACGGCUUACAUUUGUUUAUGAUCUAUGUAAAAGUAAAAAUGUCUGCGAGGGUGGUGAUGAAAUGGAUAUCAACAAAGAAAAUCAAGAGCAACCGCCUGCAGAAAGAAAACCAGGACAUGGAGGUUGUGGUAGAUACCAACCUAAUCUCAGAAGAUCAGGCUUGGAUGUUACUGCAGAGUGGAAACAUGUAAAUGAAGAUUCUCAAGAGAAGAAAAUUGCACUCACAGCAGAGAGAGCAUGGGAAAUAUUAAAGCACAUUACAGAUGAGGAAUCAUUCAUUCUGGGUAUGGAUCCAAAAUUUGCUAGACCAGAUUGGAUGGUAGUAACUGUUUUACCAGUUCCACCGCUGUCUGUAAGACCAGCAGUUAUUAUGUAUGGUUCAGCAAAGAAUCAGGAUGAUUUAACACACAAACUAGCGGAUAUCAUAAAGGCAAAUAACGAAUUAAUUAGAAAUGAGCAAGCCGGAGCAGCUGCGCACGUUAUAUCCGAGAAUAUAAAGAUGUUACAAUUUCAUGUAGCAACAUUAGUCGACAAUGAUAUGCCUGGAAUGCCUAGAGCAAUGCAAAAAUCAGGAAAACCGCUUAAGGCCAUUAAAUCUAGACUGAAAGGUAAAGAAGGGAGAAUUAGAGGUAAUUUGAUGGGUAAACGUGUUGAUUUCUCAGCUCGUACCGUCAUCACACCAGAUCCUAACUUACGGAUCGAUCAAGUCGGUGUGCCUCGCAGUAUCGCCCAGAAUUUAACAUUCCCAGAAAUUGUAACACCUUUCAAUAUUGAUAAGAUGCAAGAACUUGUCAGGCGUGGAAACUCCCAGUAUCCGGGAGCAAAAUAUAUCGUCAGAGACAACGGAGAAAGAAUAGAUUUGAGAUUUCAUCCAAAGUCAUCCGAUCUGCAUUUGCAAUGUGGCUACAGAGUAGAGCGUCAUAUUCGCGAUGGUGAUUUAGUGAUCUUCAAUCGUCAGCCGACACUCCACAAAAUGAGUAUGAUGGGGCACAGAGUGAAAGUUCUGCCUUGGAGUACAUUCCGUAUGAAUCUCAGUUGUACGUCACCCUAUAACGCCGAUUUCGAUGGCGACGAGAUGAACUUGCACGUACCACAAUCGAUGGAGACUCGUGCGGAAGUAGAAAAUAUUCACGUGACGCCUCGACAAAUUAUCACUCCACAAGCUAACAAACCAGUCAUGGGUAUUGUACAGGAUACACUCACAGCUGUAAGGAAAAUGACCAAAAGGGAUGUGUUUAUCGAAAAGGAACAAAUGAUGAACAUUCUUAUGUUCUUGCCCAGUUGGGAUGGAAAAAUGCCACAGCCCUGUAUAUUGAAACCAAAACCUUUAUGGACGGGCAAACAGAUUUUCUCCUUGAUUAUACCAGGUAACGUGAACAUGAUCAGGACUCACAGCACACAUCCAGAUGAGGAAGAUGAUGGUCCGUACAAAUGGAUAUCCCCUGGUGACACCAAAGUCAUGGUAGAACACGGAGAACUUGUCAUGGGUAUUCUCUGUAAAAAGACUCUGGGUACAUCUGCCGGGUCUCUGCUUCACAUUUGUAUGCUGGAGCUGGGUCACGAAGUUUGUGGACGGUUUUAUGGAAAUAUUCAGACUGUAAUUAACAACUGGUUGUUAUUGGAAGGUCACUCUAUUGGUAUUGGAGACACUAUUGCCGAUCCUCAGACCUAUCUCGAGAUUCAGAAAGCGAUCAAGAAAGCCAAAGAAGAUGUAAUAGAGGUGAUUCAGAAAGCUCAUAACAUGGAACUGGAACCGUCUCCUGGUAACACUUUGAGGCAGACUUUCGAGAAUCAAGUAAACAGGAUUCUAAACGACGCUCGUGACAAAACUGGCGGUUCUGCAAAGAAAUCUCUGACUGAAUACAACAAUCUAAAAGCUAUGGUGGUAUCAGGUUCAAAGGGAUCCAAUAUUAAUAUCUCUCAGGUUAUUGCUUGCGUGGGUCAGCAAAACGUUGAAGGUAAACGAAUUCCAUUCGGUUUCCGGAAGAGAACGUUGCCACAUUUCAUCAAGGACGAUUAUGGUCCCGAGUCCAGAGGAUUCGUCGAGAACUCGUACCUAGCCGGUUUGACGCCAUCCGAAUUUUAUUUCCACGCUAUGGGAGGUCGUGAGGGUCUUAUCGAUACGGCUGUAAAGACUGCAGAAACUGGAUACAUUCAGCGUCGUCUGAUAAAGGCUAUGGAAUCUGUGAUGGUGCACUACGAUGGAACAGUACGGAACUCUGUAGGACAACUCAUUCAGUUGCGAUACGGUGAAGACGGUUUAUGCGGUGAAACUGUGGAAUUCCAAAACUUGCCCACUAUUAAAUUAAGCAAUAAAUCAUUUGAAAAGAAGUUUAAGUUCGAUCCAACCAACGAACGUUACCUACGUCGUAUCUUUAAUGAAGACAUAGUCAGAGAGAUGAUGGGAUCUGGAGAAGUAAUUUCUGAAUUGGAGAGAGAAUGGGAGCAGUUAAACAAAGAUCGCGGUGUGCUUAGAGAGAUUUUCCGUAGCGGCGAAUCCAAGGUGGUAUUGCCUUGUAAUUUACAGAGAAUGAUCUGGAAUGUACAGAAGAUUUUCCACAUAAACAAACGAGCACCCACCGACUUAAGUCCUAUGAGAGUUAUACAAGGUGUAAAGGAUCUCCUAGAGAAGUGUAUCAUUGUAGCUGGUGACGACAGACUCAGCAAACAAGCAAACGAAAACGCUACAUUGCUAUUCCAAUGUUUAGUGAGAUCUACUUUAUGUACAAAAUGUGUUUCUGAAGAAUUUAGGCUGUCUGGUGAAGCCUUUGAAUGGUUGAUUGGAGAAAUUGAAACGAGAUUCCAACAAGCACAGGUAUCACCUGGUGAGAUGGUAGGUGCCUUGGCCGCUCAGUCGCUCGGUGAACCAGCUACUCAAAUGACAUUGAACACUUUCCACUUCGCUGGUGUAUCAUCGAAGAACGUAACCCUUGGUGUACCCAGGCUAAAGGAAAUUAUCAAUAUCAGUAAGAAGCCAAAGGCUCCUUCGUUGACUGUGUUUUUGAUCGGCGCUGCCGCAAGAGACGCGGAGAAAGCGAAGAACGUUCUCUGUCGUCUGGAGCACACCACCCUAAGGAAGGUUACCGCAAACACUGCAAUCUACUACGAUCCAGAUCCGCAGAACACUGUGAUUGCGGAGGAUCAAGAAUUCGUAAACGUCUACUACGAAAUGCCUGAUUUCGAUCCCACUAAAAUAUCGCCAUGGUUACUUCGUAUUGAAUUGGAUCGAAAGAGAAUGACGGAUAAGAAAUUGACCAUGGAACAAAUAGCAGAAAAAAUUAACGCUGGCUUUGGAGAUGACUUGAACUGUAUAUUCAAUGAUGACAAUGCUGAAAAAUUGGUCUUGCGAAUUAGGAUAAUGAAUAGCGACGAUAAAUUCACAGGAGACACGGAGGAGGAAACUGUAGAUAAAAUGGAGGACGACAUGUUCCUCCGAUGUAUCGAAGCGAACAUGCUCAGUGAUAUGACUUUACAGGGUAUUGAGGCUAUAGGAAAAGUGUACAUGCAUUUACCACAAACCGAUUCGAAGAAACGUAUCGUUAUCACGGAAACUGGAGAAUUUAAAGCAAUCGCAGAAUGGUUGUUGGAAACGGACGGAACAAGUUUGAUGAAAGUACUAAGCGAAAGGGAUGUGGACCCAGUUAGGACAUUCAGUAACGACAUUUGUGAAAUAUUCCAAGUGUUGGGUAUAGAGGCUGUGCGAAAAUCAGUAGAAAAAGAAAUGAAUGCUGUAUUGCAAUUUUAUGGUCUUUACGUGAAUUAUCGUCAUCUUGCUUUACUUUGCGACGUUAUGACGGCUAAAGGACACUUGAUGGCUAUUACCCGUCACGGAAUUAAUAGGCAAGACACUGGCGCUCUUAUGAGAUGUUCUUUCGAGGAAACGGUAGACGUUUUACUAGAUGCAGCAUCUCACGCAGAAGUUGAUCCCAUGAGAGGAGUAUCAGAAAACAUUAUAAUGGGACAACUUCCACGUAUAGGAACAGGAUGUUUCGAUUUGCUAUUAGAUGCAGAAAAAUGCAAAGCAGGUAUUGAAAUACCGAUGGCUGUAGGAGCUGGUGUAAUGGGAACUGCUGGAAUGUUCUUUGGCAGUGUUGCUACACCGAGCAUGAGCCCACAAAUGACACCUUGGAUGGGUGCUACUCCAGGCUAUGGAGCAUCCAGCAUGUCACCUGCAUUGGGAAGUGGUAUGACACCCGGAGGUGCAUGCUUCUCGCCAUCGGGAGCAUCAGACGCAUCAGGACUUUCGCCAGCCUAUUCUGCAUACUCACCACAACCUGGUAGUCCAGGAAGUCCAGGACCCAGCAUGAGUCCAUAUCCGAUGUCACCUGCAGGAGGUGCAUCACCUAGUUACUCUCCUACAUCUCCCGCCUAUUUACCAACAUCACCGAGCAUGACACCGUCGAGUCCCAAUUACUCGCCAACGAGUCCUACUUACUCGCCCACGAGUCCAAACUACUCGCCAACGAGUCCAAGUUACUCUCCGACAUCGCCUAGUUAUUCGCCUACGUCGCCAAGCUAUUCACCAACGAGUCCAAGCUAUUCACCAACAUCGCCGAGCUACUCACCGACAUCACCGAGUUAUUCACCGACGAGUCCUAGUUACUCACCGACAAGUCCCAGUUAUUCACCGACGAGUCCAAGUUACUCUCCGACAUCGCCUAGUUAUUCGCCAACGAGUCCAAGCUAUUCACCAACAAGUCCAAGCUAUUCACCAACAUCGCCGAGCUACUCACCAACAUCACCGAGUUAUUCACCGACGAGUCCAAGCUAUUCGCCGACAAGCCCAAGCUAUUCUCCUAGUUCACCAAAUUACACGCCUGCGUCGCCAUCUUAUUCUCCUACAAGUCCAAGCUAUUCACCAAGUUCUCCACAAUAUUCGCCUGCUAGUCCAAGCUAUUCACCGAGCAGUCCCAAAUAUUCGCCAACCAGUCCGAGUUACUCGCCCACAUCGCCGUCAUUCGCUGGAACUUCACCGCAAUAUACACCUGCGAGUCCAACGUAUUCGCCAACAAGUCCAACAUAUUCACCAACGAGUCCAUCGUACUCGCCGAGCUCUCCACAACACACAGCAUCAGGAAGUACACGAUAUUCGCCCAGCAGUCCGAACUAUUCUCCAACCAGUCCAACCUACUCGCCGACAAGUCCUCAAUACUCGCCAUCGAGUACUAAGUAUUCGCCUACCAGUCCGACAUACACACCAACCAGUCCAAGUUACUCACCAACGAGUCCAACGUACUCCCCACCAGUGCCGGGCUACUCACCAACGAGUCCAACCUAUUCCCCGGCGUCACCAGCUUACGAAACAGAUGACUAGGAACUAUUACGAAUAUCUGUAUGAAUGUUUACAACCAAACACUCAGUACGGACUCGAUGUAUGUACGAUAAACUGUAAUUACUGCUGUUGCGAUUCUGAAUUUUCUAAGAUUAUAAAUAUAUAUUUAGUGUAUAAGUCUAUAUGCACAAUUUGUACGACUCUCAUAGUUUGUUACCUAUACGAUUGUAGGUUGAUCGAGGGUUUCAUUUUUUUUACAUUGAAGAGGAGAUUCGAGUACUCAGGAUGAGCAAGAGUAUCAAUCAUGACGACGAAGGGCUAUUUAGGUUCUUACAGGAUAUUAUGGAUUUAAUAUGACGUAGCAAUGGAUGCAAAUGAGGUUUGAUUGAAACGAAUGAAGUACAUUUGAAAGAUCAGUAUUUCAGAGAAGUCAAAAUAUUCCAAUGCCAGUGGAAGGUCCACGUCUUAGAGUCCAAAGCAUCUCGUGAGAAUUAACAGAACCCUCUUUCUUUUUAAUUUUCAUGGGACACAUUUGUCAUUCAUUCAGAAUAUAUUUUUAUUUGUUUAAUUAUCUAUCCAAUGAAUGGAAGGAAGGUCGAUCCAUAUCAGGUUCGUGAGAACGAUGGCUACAUGUGUUGAGGAGAAAAUACUAGACACUUUGUGGGUCUUCCUUGCACUCACCUUGUCUCUGUGCGAGUCGUUCGCGUUCGAUAGAAUAUUGAGUUUUAGUUUGCGUGGAUACUUUUUGAAAACGUGAAAACAGGUUCAAGUUCCGCGUUGAUGUAAGACAGUGCGAAUUACUCUCCGAAAUGAAUAGCUAGAGACUACCUUUGCUUUUCAGGGAGGCAAUUCGAACGUGUUCCUUCUGUUUGCUAUGUUAUGUGUCAUCGACAUAUUCGGCGUCUUUCCAAUUAUUGCGUUCCGCGUGCGAUCGUGAAAUGCGGUAAGUUUUAUUUCUGCUUACCAGAAGACUUGAUUGUCAAUAUAAAAGUCAUUUUAUAGUCGAUAACAAUGACAUUUUUAAGAAAACACCGCGCGACUUUUGUGAAUACAUUUAGUAAAUUAGGAGUAGGUUUACGUUUGUAACAUACACUGGUAUAUAUCGCCCGACGCAUUAGUUUUAUAAGCUACAAUAUUAAUAUAUAUACAUACACACACGCACUCGAUUGUAAGUCUAACGUAAACAUUGUUUCAUAAAAUAUUUUAUUUAAAUUGAAACGAUUUGUAUAAUUGACAUGUAUCACGAGUGAUUAUUGCAAGGAAAGUUUAUGCGAUGAGUGUGUGAGCAAUCGUGAGAGGGAGAGUUAAUUAUUUGAAAAGAAUAAAGUUGAUUAAUUUGUUAAAAAG